Messenger RNA from Theobroma cacao (cacao), 1757 nucleotides. RefSeq names its product phosphoribulokinase (gene PRK). The record is from RefSeq and is a predicted model, not a curated record. Gene Ontology annotation, biological process: carbohydrate metabolic process. Lineage: Eukaryota; Viridiplantae; Streptophyta; Magnoliopsida; Malvales; Malvaceae. Gene Ontology annotation, molecular function: ATP binding; phosphoribulokinase activity.
AUAAAUUAAAGACACCUCAGCUUUCCAUCACCAGAGCAAUACUGUUUUCUUGCUUUACAUACUGCCAUCUGUUUUCUUCAAUCUUUUCCUCUUCAUUAUUUGUGUUCCAAAAUUUUCCUUGGAAAUCAAAGGACAAGAAUCCAAACUCGUUUUUGCUUGGUCUUAGAGGACCAUCUAAACAAUUUGCCAGGGCAUCCCAUUUCAGUAAUCUCUCUCUGUCUCGAAGCUCUCUAAAUUCCCCUUUCCGGGGCAGACAGAAGAGGAGAAAAAAAGAGAGCUAAGAAAUGGCAGUCUGCACAGUAUACACAACUCAAUCUCUCAAUUCGACAUGUUCAAUCUCCACACCAACGAAAACCCACUUGGGUUUUCACCAAAAGCAGGUGGUGUUCUACAGCACUGGCAAGAGAACUAGCAAAAGAGGUAGCAGCAGCAGCGGCGGCCCGUGUGUCAUAACCUGCUCAGCUGUUGAUUCACAAACAGUUGUGAUUGGUCUGGCUGCAGACUCAGGAUGUGGGAAGAGUACCUUCAUGAGACGGCUAACAAGUGUGUUUGGUGGUGCAGCAGAGCCACCCAGGGGAGGCAACCCUGACUCGAACACACUCAUCAGUGACAUGACCACCGUGAUUUGCUUGGAUGAUUAUCAUUCACUUGACAGAACUGGAAGGAAAGAGAAGGGAGUGACAGCACUUGACCCAAGAGCUAACAACUUUGACCUCAUGUAUGAGCAAGUUAAGGCUCUCAAGAGUGGUGUUGCUGUUGACAAGCCUAUUUACAACCAUGUUACUGGUCUUUUGGAUCCUCCUGAGCUCAUUAAGCCUCCUAAGAUCCUUGUCAUUGAAGGACUGCACCCCAUGUUCGAUGAGCGUGUGAGGGAUCUGUUGGACUUCAGUAUCUAUUUGGAUAUCAGCAAUGAGGUCAAAUUUGCAUGGAAAAUUCAGAGGGACAUGGCUGAAAGAGGGCAUAGCCUUGAAAGCAUUAAAGCUAGUAUUGAAGCCAGGAAGCCCGAUUUCGAUGCCUUUAUUGAUCCACAAAAGCAAUAUGCUGAUGCAGUAAUUGAAGUGCUGCCAACUCAGCUCAUCCCAGGAGACAACGAGGGAAAGGUUUUGAGAGUGAGGCUGAUAAUGAAAGAAGGGGUGAAGCAUUUCAGCCCGGUUUAUCUGUUUGAUGAAGGCUCAACCCUCUCAUGGAUACCAUGCGGAAGGAAGCUCACUUGCUCUUACCCUGGCAUCAAAUUCCAUUACGGCCCUGACACUUACUUUGGCAACGAGGUUUCUAUUCUGGAGAUGGACGGGCAAUUUGACAGAUUAGAUGAACUCAUUUACGUUGAAAGCCAUUUGAGCAACAUUUCUACCAAGUUCUAUGGAGAAGUUACCCAGCAAAUGUUGAAGCAUGCUGAUUUCCCUGGAAGUAACAACGGAACCGGCCUGUUCCAAACCAUUGUUGGAUUGAAGAUAAGAGAUCUGUAUGAGCAAAUCACCACAAGCAAAACUGCAACUCCACUAGAAGCAACAAAAGCCUAAAGAGCUGCCUUUGGGGUUCAUAAAAUUAUAUCCUCUUUUCAGUUUUCGCCUUUCCACUUCCUCCCUUCUUCACGUUUGACUCUUGAGCGUUAGGCUGUUCCUCUCAUAAGAAUUGAGUUAUACUCUUUUGUAUUUAUUGUCUGUUGUAAUUCUGUGGAGAUAUGUAAUAUGGAGAAACAAAAAUCAGAGAUCAAAUUCAAGUUAAGAAGUUCAUAGAAGACGAAGCUUUUGACAUCA